Molecule: messenger RNA, 3815 nt
Organism: Drosophila takahashii
Lineage: Eukaryota; Metazoa; Arthropoda; Insecta; Diptera; Drosophilidae
Source: RefSeq, a predicted model, not a curated record
ACCCCUUCAGUGUGUAACUUUUUGAUGGUUCAAAGGUUUCUUCAACUAGCUUCACAUCCAAUCCCAAUUGCUUUUAAUUCUGUCGCUUCUGUCCUUAAGAUUAUAUAGCAGUAGCUAUAAGCAAAAUCUGUCAACCCUUCGCCAUUGCCCUUGAAUUUUUUCAGAGUUUUUUUUCGACUUGAGCAGAAAAGUAUGCUAUAUUUUUGCACCAGCCAAAAUGCAAUUUUAUUGCUCACCAAAGUAGGCAGCAGUUUAUUGAAGAAUACAAAAUAAGGUUGACCAGGACUUGCGAUUUAUGCAUCUCCUCAAAUGGGUUAGGUGGGUCAACUCUCGUAGGCGAAGAACAUCGUAAAUGCAAUAAUCGUUAGAUGCAAACAAUCAUGUAUGGAAUUUUCAUUAAAGCUAAAGCUAAACCGAAUCAAUGUAAAUGUAGCUAAAUUAUACACUCAAAAAUGACAAAAAAAUGUUUCAUGACAAUAUUUAUACGCUGGUGUUUGAGCUAAACUAUACUCAUACUUAGGACUAACUAACUUACAACUACAAUUACUGUCUACACGAAGCACGCGUCUAGAACCCACGGAACAAAAAUUAAUAGCCAACUGCGACCACUUGUUGAUGAUUCGAAUGAUGAAAUUUAGCAAAAGAACAAAACGCAGUUAGUUGUAUUUGUCCGACAAUUUUUAAUGAAAAACGCUUUGAGGGUUGGCUUACCAAAUCGAACUGUAUCUUGUAGAUAACCAUAGAUCGUGCAAUGCAGAUUAUAUACUACUAAGAACUAUUUAUGUUUGAAUCAAAAUGUUACUGUGUCUCUAUUGGUUUGUGUAUUCUCUCUAAAAAGAACCCUACUAAAAAUAAAUAAGAACACCAAACAAAUUAAGAUAUUUUUGUCACAAUGAAUUCUUACAAUUCAAUUCGAUCCAAUCUCAUGGAAAAUGCAAACUAUUUGGGUAUGUAAUAUGCACACAUUCUCAUUAAAUAGGGGUAAAAUAUAUUGUGUAUUAUUAAAAAUUAUGUUGAGAACAAACCCAACUCAAAAACAAAACCAAAAUGAAAUGUUAGUGCAAAAUAAAUGUGUAAAAUAAUUAUGUCGUUUUACUUUUGAGUCGGCUGCUAUGAAAGUGUCAGGCAUUCAGUUUCCUUGAAGUCAACACAACGGAGCUCAAUCAACUCGAUCAAUUUUUAAGUUAGCCAAGAACCCCUUAAGGUAAAGAUACUCUCACUAUGCCGCCGUGCACAUUGCGUCAGAGGGGAAUGGCCUAUAUACCACGUAGGGAUAAGAAUCGGGAGAAGGAUGUCCUGGCACCCAAGCCCGUGCAUCCGCGCUCCUUGCGCUUCCACGGAUUCUUCGGCAUGUCAUAUGUCCAUCAACAUGUGAUGGUCGACGAGCGGUGGACCCCCAACUCAUUAACCGAGCAAUUCAAGGGAAUGACCGACUUGUUGACACGCCGCUUGGUGUUCAAGAAUCAUGAGUCGAAGGCCAAUCGUCAGCGGUAUUUUCGCGAGAACAAGCGUCUAAAGCUGCAAUGUCGAGAUGGGCGCACAAAAUUGCAGAAUAUUCUGGUCAACGACAACACGCACAAGAUACGCAACUUCCUCAUUAACCACAAAGAUAUGCAGCGACUGUAUCAGAAAAUGCCAAUUCACCUGGUGGUGGACAACAUUAAUCAGCGAACCUUUGUGAUGAGGAAAGAGCGGGAUCGCUUGGAGUUUCGAUUAGAUCAGUUAAAGCAGCACUACAAGGAACAGCUGCUGCGGCGGGCACUUCUUCAGAAUCGUAUCAAAUAUCAAAAUGAAUUCAUUCUCGACGAGGAGCUAAAGUCGCGAGUUUUCCUUAAGAAGAUCGAAAACUCCAAUGUGCGCCUGAAGGCUAUCAAGACCAUCAAUAAUACUUAUAAGAAAAUGAUUCAGGUGCUGGUCCAUGACGAAAUCUUUUACGAGCCCAUCUUGCGCUCCCUCAGCAGUGACAUGGAUGAUCAGUCGAACUUUAUCAAACAUAUCCUGUUCCUGGGAAUGCCGGCCAUAGCGAAGUUCAAGGAGCUAAAUGACGAGUUUAGGAACAUGGAGGAGAAGUCCCGCAAGAACCUCCAGGUCAAACUGCAAAUGCUGGCCUCUCUUAAGAAACCGGCAGGUACAUCGAUUAAUUUCAACAAACCCAAGGAAGCGCCUCCGACAACGAAUCUGAAGCGUUAUGUCCGGGAGACCCAGAGCAUGAUGAUACUUAAAUUGGAGCUAAAGGCUGUGGAGAAGACUAUCAAAGAGGUCAAGUUUGUAACCCUUUGUUCCCAGGCCAAGGAAAUUUAUCCACGAAUGAAGAGCCAGGUGGACAACAACGACAAGCUGCAUCGCAUGAUUGUUAAUGACAUGUUGGCUCACGAAAUGCUAGAGACCAAGAUGAAGUGCGCCAGUGUUUUAAAGGGAGUGCUGGUCAACAAUCUUUCAGAGGAAGAGAUCAAUCGUCUGGAGCGUAUCAAGGACCUGAAGAAAACAUUGCAGAAUGAUACCCAAUUCGAACAAGACACAUUGCAGCAUCUCAAGAAUAGAGCAGAUGCAUAUGUUAUGUUAAGAGUAAGCAUUUGGAAUCUGUUGGAAAUUCUUCGACAUAUUGAUCGACAGCCCAAAUUGCUUCGUGCCCAGUAUCCCAACUCGUACUUAAAGCUACCGUUGCUUAAAUUUGAAAUGCUGAACAUGAGGGCCGCUGCCCCCGAGAUUUUCGAGGAGAACAUUGAUAACAUAAUGCAUAUGGUGAAACGCAAGAUCUACAAGCUGAUGAAGGCCUAUGCAGUUGAGCUGAAGCCGGCGACCGUCAAGCGAAAUGUGGAGGAAUACCAUGCCGAUUUCUUGGCCAGCCUGGAUAUGUAUGAGCCCGUGGACACUGAGGAGCAGGCUCCAACGGCUCCCGAGGACGAUAUCCUGCAGGAGAAUAAGACCAUGGCCAAUGUGCCCAAUCGCAAACAGAUAAAGGCCCAAAGUGCCAAGCUCGUGGAAGAGUUGGCCAAGCGGGAUGAAAUGUAAAUGUUUCUAUUUGUAUUUGCUUAAGAGCUACUUAAAAUUUGAAGUAAGUUAAAUUCUGCAAGUAAAAUAACAAUUUAAAGUGCCCACAAUUGGUGGCCGACAAAAAAAAUAAUAAAUCGUGAGCUUUGCAUUGGCGAAAUCCCGAAAAUGUAAGCUGCUUGCCAGUAGUCGCCUUCAGAUAAUUGAUCCAUAAUUGCAGAAAACGCUGCUUACGAUCUUGGAUUUCAUCGGGUUUGAUUGCCUCAACUUUUGGCUUUUGUCGACGCCCUGCAUUUUCAGAGGCAGUUGCAAUAAUAGCGAGGAAGAAUUAUUGUUCCAUUGCCUCAUCUAAUAAUUUGAGAGUUUUUCCCAGUUUGAUUUGUGGGUUGUGUAAGGUGUGAAUAGUGUAGAUAAACCUUCAGGCUUGAAUACGAUGCGGACAACCUUCUAUAGUCUAUAGAUUAAUCCGCAUUCGUUGGGCACAUUUUCGGACCGUCUUCGAGUGCAUCAAUAGAGCCAUUAAUCAUUUCCUGGCCACUCCACAGCGAUUUCCUGUCGAGUCUUUUGCCCAAAAAGGUCAGUGGUUGUCAUAAAAGUUUACUCGCUCAGCCGUCGACGGAUGGAAUCAUUCGGAAUUCAUCCGAAAUGAAGUUGACUGGAUGGGUUGGAUGGGUUACGGGCCGUCAUUUUUCGGUCUUAGAGGAGCGAGCACGCUUCCAUUUCAGUCCGCAGUACGCUCGCUGACUGCCUUCCUAUCUAUCUGUGCUGUUAUAUCUGCGUACACGAUAUCACGCCGACUUAAAAAAAACCUGGCACGGGAGCAC